Messenger RNA from Monoraphidium neglectum, 372 nucleotides. RefSeq lists its product as hypothetical. The record is from RefSeq and is a predicted model, not a curated record. Lineage: Eukaryota; Viridiplantae; Chlorophyta; Chlorophyceae; Sphaeropleales; Selenastraceae. The transcript has 3 exons. The coding region runs from base 1 to 372 and encodes 123 amino acids.
AUGAUCCAGCAGCUGCGCGGCGACGCCCAGGCAGUGCUGUGGCAGGCGCUCGCUGGGCCGGACAGCGACAUCUCCAGGGAGGUUGAAAUGCGGGUGCUGGAGGCCCUCUGCAGCCUGACGGAGGAGGAGCAGCGGCGCGAGGCCGAGGUUCGGGAGCAGCACCGGGCGCAGCGGCAAGAGGAAGUGCGGCGGAUAAAGGAGCGGCUGCAGCAGCAGCUGGAGCAACUCAACCAGCAGCACCACCACCACCAGCACCCGCAGCAACAACACCAGCAGCAGCAGCACCAGCAACACUACCACCACCCAUCGCAGCAGCCGCACCCCCACCACCAAUACCACCACCAGCCGUACCCCAACAGCCAACCGCAGUAG